AUGCCGAAGGCUACGUCACAGACUUUCACGCGCAACCAUGGAGUCAUCGCCGCGUCGCAGCGACCAGGCAAGACGCAGGAGCCGGGGACGAACGCGACCGGCAGCGCGGGCGGAGCGCGCAACCAUCUGUUCAACACGGAGCGAUUUGGACAGCAUAUCCUGACGAACCCGCUUGUCGCUCAGGGAAUCGUCGACAAGGCUGAGCUGAAGCCGACCGACGUCGUGCUCGAAGUCGGUCCGGGUACGGGUAACCUGACGGUGCGCAUCCUGACGGCGUGUCGAAAGGUGACUGCUGUGGAGAUGGACCCGCGUAUGGCUGCCGAGGUGCAGAAGCGUGUGCUCGGAACGCCGCAACAGAAGAAGCUCGACAUCAUUCUCGGCGACUUUGUCAAGGCGGACCUUCCCUACUUUGACGUCUGCAUCUCGAACACGCCGUACCAGAUCUCGUCCCCGCUGGUGUUCAAGCUGCUCUCCCACCGGCCGCUGAUCCGGUGCGCCGUGCUCAUGUUCCAGCGCGAGUUUGCGCUCCGUCUCUGCGCCAAGCCCGGGUCGAAGCUCUGGUGCCGUCUCUCGGCCAAUGUGCAGAUGUUUGCCCGCGUCGAGCACGUCAUGAAGGUCGGCAAGGGCAACUUCCGCCCGCCGCCGCAGGUCGAGUCCUCCGUCGUCCGCAUCAAGCCGUACAACCCCCCGCCUGCUGUCAAGUUUGAGGAGUUUGAUGGCCUCAACCGUAUCGUCUUCUCGAGGUCGCACAAGACGCUCCGCGCCAACUUCAAGGCUAAGGGUAUCAAGGAGAUGAUUGAGAAGAACUACAAGACGUGGUGCGCCAUGAACGAGAAGAUGAUCGACGAUGACUUUGACGCCUGGGCCCUCAUCGAGGAGGUUCUCGCCGAGACUCUUGUCCCCGCCAAGACGCUCGACGAGAACGAGCAGCGGCCCGCGUUCGGCGACAUGCGUGCCGCCGUCCUGUCUGGCAACGACCUGCUCGAACUCCUGAAGGCUUUCAACCUUCGCGGCAUCCACUUCGCCUAA
Trichosporon asahii var. asahii CBS 2479 is the source of this 1029-nucleotide messenger RNA. Its product is annotated as rRNA (adenine-N6,N6-)-dimethyltransferase. Gene Ontology annotation, biological process: rRNA methylation. Gene Ontology annotation, molecular function: rRNA (adenine-N6,N6-)-dimethyltransferase activity. Lineage: Eukaryota; Fungi; Basidiomycota; Tremellomycetes; Trichosporonales; Trichosporonaceae. The transcript is spliced from 3 exons. The record is from RefSeq and is a predicted model, not a curated record. Gene Ontology annotation, cellular component: mitochondrial matrix. Bases 1 to 1029 code for a protein of 342 amino acids.